Messenger RNA from Dothidotthia symphoricarpi CBS 119687, 1482 nucleotides. RefSeq lists its product as uncharacterized. Gene Ontology annotation, biological process: regulation of transcription by RNA polymerase II. The record is from RefSeq and is a predicted model, not a curated record. Lineage: Eukaryota; Fungi; Ascomycota; Dothideomycetes; Pleosporales; Dothidotthiaceae. The transcript is spliced from 2 exons. Gene Ontology annotation, molecular function: RNA polymerase II cis-regulatory region sequence-specific DNA binding; DNA-binding transcription factor activity, RNA polymerase II-specific. The annotation marks the transcript as partial.
GCUACAAGCCGCCGGUUGCCCUUCGUGGAUCCUUUACCGCCUUCACGUGGGCUAUAUUGGUCCGGUGUUCGUCUCUCAACUCCGCCAUUUGCAGCGUCACAGCUGCAGUCCCUCCCAACCCCUCCUUCAUCCGAAGCUGGUAGGUCGUCAGGACCUCACAGCGACACAACCGUCAUCGUGGCUGCCGCAGUAGCUCAUCCGACCUCCAUGCAUCCUGGGUCUGACCCAAUGGGUGCACCUCCUAGCUUCGCGGCGCGGAGGCCCCAUGCGGCUCAGUUGGGUAGCUUCGAGCUUCCUCCUCCGCCAAUGCACAAAUAUCCCUUCCACCAUUCUGUCGCCUCAUCUCAGCCAUCACAGAUCCCGACAACGAUUGCUAGCGUUGGGAACCUGCUUACACCGCCAAAUACCGUUUCAGGGGAUGGAAUCAGUCCUUCAUCCAGAGUCCCAACAACAAGCACACACUCGACAACAAUGCCUUACUCGAAUGGAAACUACAUCUACUCUCCACCAACGCAAGGAUCGACACACUAUGGCUACCCACCCUCGCACCAUCAUCAAAACCAAUAUGGACAAGCCCGAGGAGGUACGUUUGCUCCACUACGCAGUGAUCGUCAGCCUGGACAUGACGACUUACAUCGCAAAGGGCUGAAUCCGCCACCUUACGAGAUGAAUCACCAGCUGCCACCUUUUACGCCUUCGUCCAACGCGUCUAGUAUGUCUUCGAUGUCUUCACAGCAGCAGCAGCCUCAUCAUCAUCAUAUGAUGAGCCAGCAAUCACCUGUGACGACUUCUGCGCCUCAGCAAUCUCCCGCACUUGUCCAGGACUCCUUCAGGCAACCCCACCCACCGACGCCAACCUACAACUAUCAGCCGUCGGGGGCGCCUCAACAUUCCAACUUCUCGUAUUCGACCGCUCCAUCGCCAAGUCUGCAACAGAGUCCAAUUAGCGCUGGAGGAUCCAUGCCUAGGAUGUCGCCGGCAGUAUCGCAGGGUCCGCUACCAUCAAGUAACCAGGCUCAAUCUCCGUACUCCUACCAACGGCCACCUCCAGCAUAUUCUCCAGGCUCAGCGCCCGUCUUCUCGAACGUCCAAAACCCCAAUGGUCAGCUUUCCCUGGUUGGAGUACACCCUGGCAUGAUGCCGGGCUUCAACAGUGGACACGCAGCAGCGAUGCCUCACUUCAUGGGACAUCCUUCCCACCAGUCAGCACCUGUGAACGACAGGCCAUUCAAGUGUGAUCAGUGCCCUCAGAGCUUCAACAGAAACCACGAUUUGAAGCGACACAAGAGGAUACAUCUGGCAGUCAAGCCAUUCCCGUGCAACCACUGCGACAAGAGCUUCUCGCGCAAAGACGCGCUUAAGCGUCACAUUCUAGUCAAGGGGUGCGGGAAAGCUGCCUCCGGCGAUGAAGCCAAACGAGAAAGUCACUCGCCUGACCAUAAGACUGAGACACCCAAAAAGAUGAUGUCGAGUCACGCCUGA